CCCCGCGGGCCGCAGAGUGCGCGAGGCUCUAGGCUGGGAGUUGUUGUCAGGCCCAGGCCACUUCCGAGGCGCCUGCGGUGUGUCGCCGCCACCACAGGAGGACGACGUCGACGCCGAAGAGGAGGCGGGGGAGCGUGUUGUUGUCUCGCCCGCUCCCCUCCCCUGAACUCGCACCCAACGUCAGGGCGCGAUGGAGUGAAGCGGCGACGAAGGUGGUACUUCCGCGUUGCGCUGCCAGAGCCGAGAGCGCGGCCGAGGCCGCUCCCCCACCCCCGGGGGCACUUGGAGGACUCGGGACUCCCCUGCAGGUCAGCGCCCGGCGCAUCUGGUGUUUUCGCUGCCGAGGUAUAGGACGACGAACGCGAUCGGGAGCUCCGCCGCCCGGAUUCUUGCUUCUCUGAGGUCCGGAGGCCGCUGCGUACCCCACUGUGACCUGGAACCCAGGGACCCGAGUCCCGACCCGGAUUAUCGUGGCGCGUCUCCCGGCCGGUCCUGGUGCUCGGUGUCCCUCCGCCACCGCUCCCGUUUCCGGCGGGGGAGAUGGCCAGGAUCUGACCUGGGAGGAGGCCGCACCCGCGCCGCGCUCUGCGGCUGGCUCUAGGCGAUGCCGAGCAGCUCGGACACGGCGCUGGGGGGAGGCGGGGGCCUGAGUUGGGCGGAGAAGAAGUUGGAGGAACGCCGCAAGCGGAGGCGAUUCCUGUCCCCUCAGCAGCCGCCGCUGCUGUUGCCGCUCCUGCAGCCGCAGCUCCUGCAACCGCCGCCGCCCCCGCCGCCUCUGCUCUUCCUGGCUGCUCCCGGCACGGCCGCCGCCGCAGCCGCCGCCGCCGCGGCCUCCUCCUCUUGCUUCAGCCCGGGCCCCCCUCUGGAGGUCAAGCGGCUGGCUAGAGGCAAGAGGCGCGCAGGAGGGCGGCAGAAGCGGCGCCGCGGGCCCCGCGCCGGGCAGGAGGCGGAGAAGCGUCGGGUCUUCUCGCUGCCCCAGCCGCAGCAGGACGGCGGUGGCGGUGCUAGUAGCGGCGGGGGUGUGACCCCGCUGGUGGAAUACGAGGAUGUGAGCUCCCAGUCCGAGCAGGGGCUGCUGCUGGGGGGGGCCAGCGCGGCAACGGCGGCGACGGCUGCCGGGGGAACGGGGGGCAGCGGCGGGAGUCCGGCCUCCUCCUCCGGCACCCAGCGGCGCGGGGAGGGGUCGGAGCGCAGGCCCCGCCGGGACCGCCGCAGCAGCAGUGGCCGCAGCAAGGAGCGCCACCGCGAGCACCGGCGGCGAGAUGGACAGCGCGGUGGCAGCGAGGCCUCCAAGUCCCGCAGCCGCCACAGCCACAGCGGCGAGGAGCGGGCGGAGGCCGCCAAGAGCGGCAGCAGCAGCAGUAGCGGCGGCCGCCGGAAAAGCGCCUCGGCCACGUCCAGCAGCAGUAGCAGCCGCAAGGACCGGGACUCGAAGGCCCACCGCAGCCGGACUAAGACGUCCAAGGAGCCGCCUUCGGCCUAUAAGGAACCGCCCAAGGCCUACCGAGAGGACAAGACCGAGCCCAAGGCCUACAGGCGGCGGCGGUCCCUCAGCCCGCUGGGAGGCCGGGACGACAGCCCGGUGUCCCACAGGGCCUCUCAGAGCCUGAGGAGCCGCAAGUCCCCCAGCCCGGCAGGAGGUGGCAGCAGCCCCUAUUCUCGGCGGCUGCCGCGCUCCCCGAGCCCCUACAGCCGCCGCCGCUCCCCCAGCUACAGCCGCCACAGCUCCUACGAGCGGGGCGGCGACGUGUCCCCUAGUCCCUACAGCAGCAGCAGCUGGCGCCGUUCUCGCAGUCCCUACAGCCCUGUGCUCAGACGGUCUGGCAAAUCCCGAAGCAGAAGCCCAUAUUCAUCUAGGCAUUCAAGAUCUCGUAGCAGGCACAGAUUGUCUAGAUCCAGAAGUCGUCAUUCUAGUAUUUCUCCUAGCACACUAACUCUGAAGAGUAGCCUGGCAGCUGAAUUGAACAAGAAUAAAAAAGCACGAGCGGCAGAGGCAGCAAGAGCCGCAGAAGCAGCGAAAGCUGCAGAAGCAACUAAGGCUGCUGAGGCUGCUGCCAAAGCUGCAAAAGCUUCAAACACUUCUACACCUACCAAGGGGAACACAGAAACUAGUGCCAGUGCAUCACAAACAAACCAUGUGAAGGAUGUGAAGAAAAUUAAAAUUGAACAUGCACCUUCUCCCUCAAGUGGUGGAACUUUAAAAAAUGACAAAGCAAAAACAAAGCCACCUCUUCAGGUAACGAAGGUGGAAAAUAAUUUGAUUGUAGAUAAAGCCGCCAAGAAAGCAGUCAUAGUUGGAAAAGAGAGUAAAUCUGCUGCUACAAAGGAGGAACCAGUAUCUCUUAAAGAGAAAACCAAACCACUUACACCAAGCAUAGGAGCCAAGGAGAAGGAGCAACAUGUAGCUUUAGUGACCUCUACAUUACCACCGUUACCUUUGCCUCCCAUGCUGCCUGAAGAUAAAGAAGCUGAUAGCUUACGAGGAAAUAUUUCAGUAAAAGCAGUAAAGAAAGAAGUAGAAAAGAAACUCCGAUGUCUUCUUGCUGAUUUACCGCUGCCCCCUGAGCUACCAGGAGGAGAUGAUCUCUCAAAGAGUCCAGAGGAAAAGAAAACAGCAACACAAUUACAUAGUAAAAGGAGGCCUAAAAUAUGUGGGCCUCGCUAUGGUGAAAUCAAAGAAAAAGAUAUUGACUGGGGAAAACGCUGCGUGGAUAAAUUUGAUAUCAUCGGAAUUAUUGGAGAAGGUACUUACGGACAAGUUUACAAAGCCAGGGAUAAAGACACUGGAGAAAUGGUAGCCUUAAAAAAAGUACGUCUGGAUAAUGAAAAGGAAGGCUUUCCAAUUACAGCAAUUCGAGAAAUUAAAAUUCUCCGGCAGCUUACCCAUCAGAGUAUUAUCAAUAUGAAGGAAAUAGUGACUGAUAAAGAAGAUGCUUUGGAUUUCAAGAAGGACAAAGGUGCAUUUUAUCUGGUGUUUGAAUAUAUGGACCAUGAUCUGAUGGGACUACUGGAAUCAGGCUUGGUUCAUUUUAAUGAAAAUCACAUAAAGUCAUUUAUGAGACAGCUCAUGGAGGGUCUGGAUUAUUGUCAUAAGAAGAACUUUUUGCAUAGAGAUAUUAAAUGUUCCAAUAUCCUUCUAAAUAAUAGAGGGCAGAUAAAACUUGCAGAUUUUGGACUUGCUCGAUUGUAUAGCUCAGAAGAAAGUCGGCCGUAUACUAACAAGGUAAUUACUUUAUGGUACCGUCCACCUGAACUGCUGUUGGGCGAAGAACGAUACACACCAGCCAUUGAUGUAUGGAGCUGUGGCUGUAUCCUUGGCGAACUCUUCACUAAAAAACCUAUAUUUCAAGCAAAUCAGGAACUUGCACAACUAGAAUUAAUAAGUAUUCCUGCAGCUGCGCUAGACUUAUUUGAUUACAUGCUCGCCUUGGAUCCUAGUAAGCGCUGCACUGCUGAACAGGCUCUUCAGUGCGAGUUCCUCCGAGAUGUGGAACCCUCAAAAAUGCCUCCACCAGAUCUUCCUUUAUGGCAAGAUUGUCAUGAGUUAUGGAGUAAAAAGCGAAGAAGACAGAAGCAGAUGGGCAUGACUGAUGAUGUUUCCACAAUUAAAGCCCCUAGAAAGGAUUUGUCUCUGGGCUUGGAUGACAGCAGAACCAACACACCCCAGGGUGUGCUGCCAUCUUCACAGCUGAAAUCUCAGGGCAACUCAAAUGUGGCACCUGUAAAAACAGGCCCUGGACAGCACUUAAACCACAGUGAAUUGGCAAUUCUUCUAAACCUACUACAAUCUAAAACAAGUGUUAAUAUGGCUGAUUUUGUCCAAGUGUUGAACAUUAAGGUAAACUCUGAGACUCAACAGCAGCUAAAUAAAAUAAACCUUCCUGCUGGAAUUUUGGCAACAGGUGAAAAACAGACAGAUCCAUCAACACCACAACAGGAGUCUUCAAAACCGUUGGGAGGAAUUCAGCCUUCUCAGACCAUCCAGCCUAAAGUGGAGACUGAUGCUGCCCAGGCGGCUGUGCAGAGUGCAUUUGCAGUUCUGUUGACUCAGUUAAUAAAGGCUCAGCAGUCAAAGCAGAAAGAUGUGCUACUAGAAGAGAGGGAAAAUGGAUCGGGACAUGAAGCAUCAUUACAACUCAGGCCACCUCCAGAACCUAGCACUCCGGUGUCGGGACAAGAUGACCUCAUCCAGCAUCAAGAUAUGAGGAUCUUGGAGCUAACACCAGAACCAGACCGGCCUCGAAUUCUGCCUCCUGACCAACGACCUCCUGAACCUCCUGAACCACCACCAGUCACGGAGGAAGAUCUAGAUUAUCGGACAGAAAACCAGCAUGUACCCACCACCAGUUCUUCAUUAACUGAUCCUCAUGCCGGAGUGAAGGCAGCCCUGUUACAGCUGCUUGCUCAGCAUCAGCCCCAGGAUGACCCCAAAAGAGAAGGUGGGAUUGAUUAUCAAGCAGGAGACACUUACGUGUCCACUUCAGACUACAAGGACAACUUUGGAUCGUCUUCUUUCUCUUCUGCUCCUUAUGUUAGCAAUGAUGGUCUAGGAAGCAGUUCUGCUCCACCACUAGAACGACGUAGUUUCAUUGGAAAUUCAGAUAUUCAGUCUUUGGAUAACUACAGUACUGCUUCAUCUCAUUCUGGUGGUCCACCUCAGCCUUCUGCCUUUUCUGAGUCGUUUCCCAGUUCAGUAGCUGGUUUUGGAGACAUUUACCUCAAUGCUGGUCCCAUGUUGUUUAGUGGAGACAAGGACCAUAGAUUUGAAUAUAGCCAUGGUCCUAUUGCAGUCCUGGCAAACAGCAGUGACCCUUCCACGGGGCCAGAGAGUACUCAUCCUUUGCCAGCAAAGAUGCACAACUAUAACUAUGGUGGUAACUUACAGGAAAACCCAAGUGGCCCCAGCCUCAUGCAUGGACAGACCUGGACUUCUCCUGCCCAAGGACCUGGAUAUUCACAAGGAUACAGGGGACAUAUUAGCACAUCAACUGGCAGAGGCAGAGGCAGAGGGUUACCAUACUGAGUAUCUGUUUUUCCUCAGGCACAUCAUUUUUAUCUGGAAAGACUUUUCUAGCUGCAAUUUAAGGCAGCAAUCCAAGAGACUUGAAUAAUAAUAAUUCAACAACAGCUUUAUUUUUAUGUGGAGAAGGGUCUUGCAUACAAUAGUUUAAAAAGACAAAAAAAAAAAAAAAAACCUUUGCUUAAAUUCAUGCUGUUCUAAAAACUAGAUCUAUCGAUUGUACAUCUUCACAAAUUCUAGUUAACAAUUUUAUUUUGUAUUCUUGCAGUUUUAAGUGGAUGCUAAUUUUAGGGACAUAAGCCUUUUAUGGCCCUCUUGCAGAUCUUCUGAACUAUGCACAUUUGUGCUUUUUUUGUAAGUUUGGACCAACUUUUAUGUAACAAACAGCCCCUCCCCACCUCCAGUUUUACAACAAUCAGAAAGGGCACUGAUUUAUUUGGUAUUUUUCUUUUUACAAAGCUACCUUUAGUCAAAGGUCACUGUCAGUCUUUGCACCUGCUUUCAGUGUUAUUGUGAAAGGUGUACUUUGUGCUCAUUUCAGAAAAUAAAACACAACCUUUCUCUUGAUGCAACAGUUUUAUAAGAAAAAAAUGGUCAACGUUAUUUUUGUUUUGUUUUGCAGAUUAUCAUAGUCUAGCAAAAUGCAUUUAAAUGAAAUAGUGGGUUUUAUAUGAAAACUAUGGGUGGGGUGGGGAGGGAAAGUAAGUGCCUUAACAGGUAAGCUUAAGGUCUGAAAAAAAAUAGUUAACUUUUACCCCCAUUUGUCUUUUAAAGGGUAUCAACGCAUUAAAAAGGCAGGAAGCUCUCAAGUUUUCAGGGGCUGCCUGUUCAGUUCCGGUUAGGUCCAUUCCCUCUGCCUGUCACACUUUCUCCUUUUCUGCCUGUCUUUGGGCUGUGUUACCUUUCACUACUACCUUCUCUUGAUAGGGGAGUGAGAGCAAAGAAAGGGAGAACUGCAAUCAGUACCUUUUGUUUGAUAAGUUCUAAAAAGUUUUGUCAUUUAAAUGGUUGAAAGUAAUAGCUCCAGGAGAAUUUUAGAGUACCAUUUUCUUUCAGGCUGCCAUAUUAUCCCUGUUUCCAUUUGCCAUGGAUAAUUGGAGGGUCAUAGUAUAGAAGCAAGAGUUAAUAACAGAACUUGCAUAAAUGUGUUAAAGUUCAUGGGGGAGGGGUGGCAAAUACCAUAUUUUAAGUUAUGCAAUUGCCAUUUUAAGAAAGUCAAUUCUAUUCACUUGUUAACUAGAAACAUUGCCUAGAUUGAGUUUAUUGAAGCAAAAAGAAAAGGCAAUGAGAGAGAACUUUUAUCUUCCUUCCUGUUACCUACUAUAUAGUUGAUUAUGACUUCUGCCAGACUUAGAGCAACAGCUUUAGUUCAACAUUUUUUUUUGUUUUUAUGAAGAGCAUCAAAGAAUGGAGUAGUCCUUAUUUAAACUGUAAUGGUGUCAAGUCUCACUGUGUGCACACUCUCACACAUAUACACACAAUUAUUAUUCUAGAAAGGAACCAAAGGUAAAUAAUCAGUGUUUCCAUUAUCACUAAAUGGAAAAAUUGACUGGAAGUUAGAGUUGUGCCAAUUAAUCAUUUUGUUCAUUAACUGUUCUGGUAACUUAUUUUUUUUUAUUGGAAUCUUAAAUUGGAACAACUGUUACAGAAUGUAUAUUGCUCCAGUUCUAAAGCCAGUUAACCCUGUGCCCUCUAACUUACGAACCUUCAUUUCAAAACAGUAUGUGGGAAGCCCUGUAGUUUGGUAACAGUAAAAUUAUUUUAAAGAGGAUAAUUUACCAUUUUACUACUAUAAAACAGUUGAUAUCAGUUGACCAUUUUAUUUUUUGAUGGACUCUUUGUUGUUGGGAGAAAGAAAUGGAUGGAAGAAAAAAUAUUUUGCUUUUAUUUGAAUAUUGAUUACUAACAACUUAUAAACUACAUUGCAGGAAAUGAAGAAAUAUUUUGAAAUUAGCAAAAUAGCAACAGUAUUCAAGUAUCUGAAAUUUUAAUAUGGUGAGUCUUAGAGCUUUAGACUUUCCUAUAAGUGACAGUAUCUAAGUUAUUCUUAAUAGUCACACUUGAUAAUUCUGCUGACCAUAAGCAGCUAACCUACAAUUGAAGAUAUUUAUGUGACAUGAAUAGCCUGUGUUUUAAAAAUUAAAUAUUUUAUAUAAAAU
This is a messenger RNA of Piliocolobus tephrosceles (Ugandan red Colobus), 7179 nucleotides long. RefSeq names its product cyclin dependent kinase 13 (gene CDK13). Gene Ontology annotation, biological process: positive regulation of transcription elongation by RNA polymerase II; protein phosphorylation. The record is from RefSeq and is a predicted model, not a curated record. Gene Ontology annotation, cellular component: nucleus; cyclin/CDK positive transcription elongation factor complex. The transcript is spliced from 13 exons. Gene Ontology annotation, molecular function: cyclin binding; RNA polymerase II CTD heptapeptide repeat kinase activity; ATP binding. Bases 605 to 5023 code for a protein of 1472 amino acids. NCBI's taxonomy places the organism in Eukaryota, Metazoa, Chordata, Mammalia, Primates, Cercopithecidae.